AUUUUAUCAUUGAUAUAAAUGGACACAGUUCACAAGUUGCACAUUGUGUUGCAGUUUUUGCACGAAGAAGGUUAUACUAGAGCCUUCGAGGCAUUAGAGAAUGAUAGUGAAGUGACUUAUAACGCGAAUGCUGUGCCAAAGACGGGCCAGUUGCAAGCGAUAUUGGAUGAGUAUCACGAGCGAGAUCGACAGAGAGUGGAGACCGGUGGUGGCCUUGACGAUCUGUUGGAAAGAAGAGAUGGAGUCUUUGCUAACAAACUGCAUGUGUCACUGGAUUGUCUUGCACCCAGUUCCAGCAUCCUCAGCAUUGAUAUCAACAGUUUAGGAGUUUUAGCUAUUGGUACAAACAGUGGAGCCUUGCUUGUGACGACCUUACCAAAUCCCCUUCCUUUUGUAACUCCGGUGCUAUUCCCUAUUACAAGUCAACUGCACAAGGGAGGAUUGCUGGGCCUAAACUUUCACCCGGAUAAUGCAAAGCUGUUGUUGACGUGUGGUAUGGAUCGAACUGUGAAUCUAGUAGAUGUGUCGUCGGACGAGAUAAAGAUUUUGCAGACAUUCACUGACCAUCAAAAGUAUGUUGUUAGAGUCUUGUGGACCACAUCAGGCAAGUUCUUUAUUUCGUCAUCAUAUGACAGGACUGUCAAUAUUUAUAGGCAGGAAAGUGGGGAGUCACUUAGGGAUGCAUACAUAUUUGUUCAGAAAUUACAAUUCAAGGGUGCCGUAGAAGCGAUUUCCUUUUUUCAUACUUCAGAUACGUUUGUUGUCGGAGUUAGAGAUGACUACAGACUGCACAGUUAUGAGUUAUCAGGGAAUGAAGUGGAGAAGAGACCAUUUGUAAAUUUGAAUGCUCUUGGGGACAGCUUUGUAAGUUUUACGGCCAUGGAUGUGAGUUUAAGUUUUGAUGACAGAUACAUUCUCGUCUCAACAGAUAAGAAUCGUCUGAUUUUGUAUUCAACUGCCACUGGCCAGCAGGUGGCAAACUUUUAUGGAGCUGUUAAUGAUGAAUACAGUUGUCCACGACACUGUUGGCAUCCAAGUUCCCAUUAUAUCUAUGCUACAUCGCAAGACAAACUUAUUCAUGUCUGGGAAGUUUCUACUCAAAAGCUUGUUGCAUCUUUAGAUGCACACACAGGUGUCGUGCGUGGUCUCACUUACUGUAGGAGCUUGAAAAUGCUUUUGUCAUGCGGAUUUGAUGGUGUAGUCAAUGUGUGGAGUCAGUCAGAAAGGGAAUGAUGCUGCUGAUUUGUGUCAUGCUGUGCUGCAAGACCAGAAAAUUGCCUUUUGACUCAAAUAUGAGCCACAUGAUGUACUGUCUGGUAUUAAAUGUAUUAUUUGUCACUUAGAAUUAUUUAUAACACGUAUGAGAUUGAUCUUUGGGAAA
Corticium candelabrum is the source of this 1381-nucleotide messenger RNA. RefSeq lists its product as uncharacterized. Gene Ontology annotation, cellular component: kinetochore; nuclear envelope; microtubule associated complex. NCBI's taxonomy places the organism in Eukaryota, Metazoa, Porifera, Homoscleromorpha, Homosclerophorida, Plakinidae. Gene Ontology annotation, molecular function: microtubule plus-end binding; dynein complex binding. The transcript is spliced from 16 exons. Gene Ontology annotation, biological process: vesicle transport along microtubule; nuclear migration; microtubule organizing center organization. The coding region runs from base 19 to 1233 and encodes 404 amino acids. The record is from RefSeq and is a predicted model, not a curated record.